Messenger RNA from Carassius carassius (crucian carp), 3680 nucleotides. RefSeq names its product TNF receptor-associated factor 2-like. The transcript is spliced from 10 exons. Bases 1 to 1725 code for a protein of 574 amino acids. The record is from RefSeq and is a predicted model, not a curated record. NCBI's taxonomy places the organism in Eukaryota, Metazoa, Chordata, Actinopteri, Cypriniformes, Cyprinidae. Gene Ontology annotation, biological process: positive regulation of JNK cascade; tumor necrosis factor-mediated signaling pathway; positive regulation of canonical NF-kappaB signal transduction. Gene Ontology annotation, molecular function: zinc ion binding; tumor necrosis factor receptor binding; ubiquitin-protein transferase activity. Gene Ontology annotation, cellular component: cytoplasmic side of plasma membrane; plasma membrane signaling receptor complex.
AUGGCUGCACAGGAACCCUCGCCACCAUCUUCAUUAGAAGGCAACAAACCUGGCUUCCCCAAGAAAAUACUCGCCAACAAGCUGGAGGACAAGCAUCUGUGCAAUAUCUGUCUGAAAAUCCUUAGGAGACCGUUUCAGGCGCAGUGCGGACACCGUUUCUGUUUUUAUUGUUUUAAUAAAGCAGCGAGCUCCGGACCACAGAAAUGCAGUGGCUGUAUAAAGGAGGACAUAUUUGAAGAACCAACAUCAAUUUUGAAACAGGGCUGUGCUUUUCCCGAUAAUGCUGCCAAAAGAGAAGUUGAAGCUCUUGAAGCUGUUUGCAUCAAUGAGGAAUGCAGCUGGACAGGCACCAUCAAAGAAUAUGAGGCAAACCAUGAGGGAAAGUGUGACUUCAGGAUCUUUCCCUGCCCAUCAUGCAAAGAACUUCUAAGAGCCAACGAGCUUGAACGUCACAAUGAGAGAGAAUGCCCAGAAAGGAUUCUUAAUUGUAAAUACUGCAAGGAGCCAUUUCAUUUUAAAAACAUUAAGGCCCAUGAUGAGAUAUGCCCAAAAUACCCCAUGAUUUGUGAAGGUUGUGCCAAGAAAAAAAUUCCCAGAGAGAAAUAUGUGGACCACAUUAAACUGUGCUCCAAAUUCCGAACACCUUGCAGAUUUCACGUUGUUGGCUGUGAUAUGACGGUGGAAAAGGAGAAGAUCCAUGACCAUGAACAAACCUGUUCCUACGAGCACUUAAACCUCUUAUUGCACUUCAUCAUGGCCAUCAAGGUGAAUUUGGAGAGUCUGCAGCCUCAGAGUCUGGAACUGGCUGGCCAUAAGAUCCACGAGCUGCAUCAGUCUCUGCGGGAGCUGGAGCUGAAGAUGGGCCAGCUGAGUGGAGCAGGGGCUCCCGUGCAGGGGGCCUGUGCGCCACUGCCACCACUGCCGGCUCCGACGCUGGGUACGUCUUUCACCCCACUCCCUACAGCUGUUGGGGCAGCUUUGGAGCUGCAGCUACACAGUGAGAAGACCAAAGUGGCGGAGCUCAGCCGCCACUGUCAGGAGCUGGAGCUGAAGGUAAGCACCUUUGAGAACAUUGUCUGCGUGCUCAAUCGUGAGAUGGAGCGCUCCGCCACCACCAUGGAGGCCUAUAACCGUCAGCACCGGCUUGACCAGGACAAGAUUGAGAUACUCAACAACAAGGUACGGCAGUUGGAGAGGACAGUAGGCCUUAGGGAUCUCUCCAUCGUGGAGAUGGAGGCAAAGAUGAGGGACAUGUCCGCUGCCACGUACGAUGGUGUAUUUGUAUGGAAGAUCUCCGACUUCUCGAAGAAGCGACAAGAUGCUGUAGCCGGACGGGCACCUGCUAUGUUCUCACCUGCAUUUUACACAAGCAAAUAUGGCUAUAAGAUGUGUUUGCGCAUCUAUCUGAAUGGGGACGGGACGGGACGUGGUACGCACUUGUCUCUGUUCUUCGUGGUGAUGAGGGGACACAGUGAUGCCUUGCUUAAGUGGCCUUUCAAUCAGAAGGUCACCCUCAUGUUGCUGGAUCAGAACAACAGGGAGCACAUCAUCGAUGCCUUCCGGCCAGAUAUUUCCUCUUCCUCCUUCCAGAGGCCUGUGAGUGACAUGAACAUUGCCAGCGGCUGCCCUCUCUUCUGCCCUCUCUCCAAACUAGACACCAAGAACUCCUACAUCCGAGAUGACACCAUCUUCAUCAAGGCCAUUGUUGACCUCACAGGCCUUUAAGGUGUCAGAUGUUGCUGCUUCACCAUGUUGCUCUCUCCGGCCUGCAGUGGUUCCCGUGCAGUACUUUUGUUUUCCUGAGGCCUGCUCCGUCGGUCUAAGCUCUUUGCUCUUUGCUCGCAUGAGCCCAAAAAGACUACCGUACCCAGUGUAAUACUGUACUGGGUGUGAAGCCACUCUGCUUUAUGAACCAAAAUUGUUCCCAGAGUUUGUGCAGUUCUACUGUAAUAUAGUUGUCCUUUGGGAACCUCUCACUCUUUCGUAGUGGGAUAGCUGUCAGCUGUGAUUGUAACGUAACUUACUUGCCUGUGCCAUAGAUGUGGCACCUUGCCUUUUAUAGAGAUUGAGAAGACUUUCUACACAAGACAGACGUCAUUUCAUUUCCAGGCGCUUGGCUUGUCUCGCACUCACUAUUUGGGUACUUUUUCCUUUCCUUAAUGUUUAAGCUACUCGUAAGUGAAUGUUUCGUUUGUAGACGGACAUGGAUUCAUUAACGAAUGAUAUCGAUGCAUUCAUUUUGCGACUGCGUAGUAAAGUAACUUGCUACAUACUCUGAGUAUACGCAUCGGCGGUCUUCUGACAUUCCCUUUGAGCAUCUUGUGCCUCGAAUGUUUCUCGUUUUCAUUGGCUCUCUGUAGUAGUGGACAUUGCUUGAAUUCAAAGUGCAGAAGUUGGGGUUUGAUAACCUGCUGGUGAGUUGAGGAGUUAGUUAGUGUGUGUUUGUGUGUGAAGGUGUUAUCUGUUUUUUGGCCUUCGUUUCCAUUUUUGGUGUUCUUUGAUGUGUUCAUUUGGAUCUUGCAUGUUGGAUCUGUGGAAGAUACAUUCAAGUUAGCAAUAGACCAGGUUUACACUCUGAGCCUGAGAAGCGAAGGCAGUUUAAUUGUAAAAUCGCUGUUGAAAAAAUCAACUAAAUCAUGCUGGUGUUAAAAUCAUCCAGUUUUGCUUUGGACCUCAAAUGCCUCAUCAGCCGACGUGGUUAUACGUGAAUAAAAGAUGCAGCCUUUAGCCUAAAGGUAGUGUAAGUAGGACAGAUAGUCUCGUGUGCUUUAUUGUGAUGUGGAAAGGCUGAUGUCUGUUAGCAUUUUGAUGUUUUCUUGUGUUUUUGGGUGUUCUGUUGAUAUUGUGCUCCAUUGGGCAAAUGUUAUGGAUGCCAUUAAAACUAUAAGACCAUGCCCAUCAGUAUAAACCAAGCAGGUGUUUGAGAACUCGUAGUCAGUGAUUCCUGUUGUCUUUUUCCUAGAAAGACUGUUGGGUUUGCAUUUUGUAAAUGUGCUAGAAAAUGAGAAAUGUCAUUUGUUAUGCCAUUUUGAAGUAGCCUCAGUCCUCAAUAGACAGUAAGUUCAAUUCAUUUUGUCCAUGAAAUGUUUUAUGGUUUUUUUUUUUUUUUGCAUCCAGAGAAGGCAUUACUAUUCAUAUACAAUGCAUAACUCCUACAUAAGGGCUUUUAGUAUACAGUACGUCUUCCUUGUGAGCUUUUUGGUCUAGUUAUUUUCUGAAAUGGAGUCUGCGAUGCUUUUUUAAGAUGCUUUCAUGCUAACAAAGUACCUGGGCCCAGCCUAUUUUCAAACCAGUUCCCACAGAUAUCAAAACCUCUCUGUGCAUGAGAAGUUUUGAUAGAGAAGAAAAAAAUCAUAUUGUAAAGUAUUGGUUUACUCUGUAGACCAACAGUUUAUUUGUAUUGCUUUACCUUUUUUAUCUGUUGAUUGCGAUGGAGUAUAUGAAAGUUCUGAAAAUGUGAAAUGUGCGUGUGAUAUAUAGUUGAUUUAAGUAUAAAUAGAUAACCUAUACAGUGUACACAGUUUUAUGACUGAUGUAGCUGUGGAUAUGACAAAUAUGAAUCAUAAAUAUAUAUUAUAGAUUUAUAUCGAUAAUACUUGUACUAUUUCCUGUUGGGAUGGUUUCAAAAUGUGUUCGGGCUCUUUUUGGGCUUUACUUUGGCAGCAUCCUUUGAGGGAAUG